UCUGAUCAUACCUGCAUUCACGCAUGGCUGACUGGAUGGUGCUGAAGAUGCUGUGGCUGAGCUGCGCAGACUGCGGAGCACGGUGCACGAUUUCACAAUGGCCUUAAAGACGACGAGGACACGGAGACGGCGGACAGCGAGCGGCAUCUGAAGCCCAGCCUGGUUGUUGUUUAUGUGAGCCGAGAAGAUGUAGCUAAUAUCCCGGAGAAAGCCAGGGAGAGGGAGAGAAAGAGAGGGAGAAAGACAGAGAGAGAGAGAAGGGAGGAUGCUAGGCGGAUUUCAACAGCAUGACUAGAUGUUAGCCUGCUGAAACAUGGGCUCACAAGUCAUACAGACGCUAAGACAAGGGGUGUGGGCUUCACUGACCGGGGGAUGGUACCACGACCCGGACCAGAAUAAAUUCAAUAACUCCUGCCACCUCUACCUAUGGCUGUUCCUGCUGGUGCUGCCCCUGUCCCUGCAUCUGGCUCUUCCGCCCACCACCCUGGCCCUCAGUAUAUACUGCACCUCGGUGACUGUCUUCUUCGUCCUCAUUAAGAUGGUGAACUAUCGCCUUCAUCUGAUGUUUGAUGAAGGUGAAAUUGUGGCCCAGAAUAGCGUGUCUGACAUCAGCAAAGGUGCAGACAAGAAAAGUAAUGCGUCUGACUCCUGUCUGGCAGCAAGCCUGAGAAAGAGCAGCACAGUCCCUGAUAGUGUUGCUAUGACAGUACUGGCUAGAAACAGGCCAAGUCCAGUAAUUCAAGUCACAGUGAAGCAGACUGAAACAGACCCUGGGCUGAUUGGGGAGUGCCCAAAGGAUGACUCAAAAAACACGGAUGGCCCAGAUGACACUUCUUCUCAGAAGAAGACCAAGGAGAAAAGAUCGACUGAAGAUAGACUGACCCCUGAAGAUGCGUUUAGCCCCAACACUGACCAGUCUGCCCCCCUCCUGCAGGGAGAACAGAGGCAGCCAGUCCAGGGCGACAUGGCCGAUGAAGGGCUGCCUCCUUCUGCUGGCAGCGAGGAGGAGAGCGAUGACGAAUCGGUAAAAGAGAAGGUCCUAAACUUGGACCCCAACAACAACAACAGCCUGUCUCCAGAGUUCACACAGGAAAGUGAGGAGCAAGAGAAGCCAGAGGAGAACUAUUGCUCAGAUGAAAUCGCUGUAGUGCUGGUGGACAACUCUGGCCCGUCUGUUCAUCUGGACGAGACGGACACAGUGAAGAUCAUCAUCACCAUGAGCUGUGAUCCGCAGACAGCAGCCGAACUGGAGGAGUCAGUCAAACUCAGCAUCUUGGAGUCUGCCCAGUCUCAUCUGGCCCAGCAGGAAAUGGUUGGGGGAGACUGUUCCGUCAAAAUCCCAGUCAUCACCUUCGAUUCACCCCAUGAAGAGGAAGAGGAACAGAAGAUGGAUGUCUGUCCUGAAGAAAAAGAAGAAGAUCCUCCAAUUUCCAGCGAGAUAUCGGCUCUGCAACGGUCUGUGGACCAUGAAAGCCAUGCCUCUAAUGAGCCGACUGAUCCAGAACCUUCCCAGGACGGCCAACAACACGACGGGGAGAACCCAAGUCCCCAGCUGACUUAUAACAGCUCCUCAGGCAUUGACGUGCACUCCCAUCCGGACGAAACUGAUCCGACCGAGCUGAAGUCAGACGCUGAUGGAUUCCUGCAAAUCCCUUCUGGUUUCAGAAGGAUUGGUCCUGGAGGAAGAACGCAUGUGAGAGGACUGAGCAUGGACAGUGGGAGAGACGCUGUCCUCAUUGGAAAUCGAGGCAAAGACAAGGCGCAAACCAUGACCUCUUCUAAAUCAGACCUAGAGGCCAAAGAGGGCCAGCUGCCCAAUGAGUCCAACUUUGUGGAGUUUGUUUCAAUGUUGGAGUCGAUCAGCAGUACCAGAGGUGUUGGAGGGAAGCAGGCAGAGGGGGAAGUGAAGGAGGAUGAGAAAGCCAAAAAAGAAGAGAAUACCAAUGAAGCUGUGAAGAACUCAGAAAAUGAGGAUAUAUCUGGUAAACAGGACCGUCCGAACCCUCCGAGCACGCUCGCUACAGACACACUGCGCACCAUUCCAGAGAAACUGAUUCCCAUAGUUUCUCCUGACAGUCCUCAGACAGAUAAGGAGAGGGAUCCAGACUAUGACUCCCUUCCAUCUCAAACCUCCCAAUCAGAGAGCUCCAUGCUGCAGGUUAUCUGCAGACCAGAAGCAACGUCCAAAGAGGAAGCAUACACCUUUCACACAGUCCAUAGAGACAGACCUCGAAAGCUGUACAACGAAAGAGCCCUAAACUUACCCCUCGGAGCUGAACUCAUCACAGGCAACAUAUGUGAUCUCCUUUCCACAUCUUCAAACUCUGAGUGCCAGGAUGUGUUAGUGGGCGGGCACUCUGACUGUCCAUUCCAGCGCCGUAUCAUUCCAGCUCACAGGCUCCGGCCCAGGAGGACACACCCAGAGAUCUUCCAGGAGGAGGACUCUCUUGAUGAAUCCUCUGACACAACUACUCAGGAAAAGCCCUCCCGGAAGUUCUACUAUAAGCUCAAAGUUUUUCCUGGGAAAUGGAUCAAUAUUCUGUAUGAUCGGUUAACCCUGUUGGCCCUAUUAGACAGGAAUCAGGAUGUGAAGGAGAACAUGGUUGCAGUGUUCUUAGCGUUCCUGGUAGCUUUCCUGGGGUUUGCGCUCCUGAACCAGGGCUGUUUCAAAGACUUCUGGGUUUUCCAGUUUUGCCUUGUCAUUGCUAGCUGUCAGUAUUCCCUACUGAAGAGCGUUCAGCCUGAUGCAGCUUCACCUACUCAUGGACAUAAUCAGAUUGUCGCUUACAGUCGAGCUGCAUAUUUCUGCAUGUUCUGUGGCCUUAUUUGGGUUUUGGAUUCAGUGUUAAAAGGACCAGACCUUCCCGUGUCCACCAUAUAUGGUGUUACCAUUGCUGUGUCGGACACCCUCCAGGUUGUUCAAGAUGUUUUAAUUGGGUUUACAUACUGUUUCCCGUUAAGCUUUCUCUUUGGUCUUCUUCCACAAAUCAACACAUUUGUCAUUUACUUUUUAGAACAAAUUGAUAUGCAUUUAUUUGGCGGGACAGCUGCAACUGGACUGCGUUCAGCCAUCUACUGUAUAGUGAGGAGCGUGCUGGUGUUAAUCUUACUGUAUGGAUUCUGUUUCGGUGCUCUGAAGGAACCGUGGGAUGAGCAGCACAUCCCGGCCCUGUUCUCUGGGUUCUGUGCCCUGCUGGUGAUCCUGUCGUACCAUCUCAGUCGACAAAGCAGUGACCCCUCCCACCUAUUCUCUUUGAUUAAAUCCAAACUGAUGCCGGUGCUGGGGGACAGUGAGAUAGAGGAAGAGGAGACUGAGAUAAUGGACCCUCUUCCAGAAAAGCUCAGAACUUCAGUGAGCGAGAUUUUGCUCUCAGAUCUGGUUGUCUGCACUGUUGCAUCGGUUUUGACGUUUGCAGUAACAGCCAGUACAGUCUUCCUGUCUUUAAGGCCCUUUGUCACCAUAGUGCUGUAUGCCCUGGCAGCAACUGUGGGGUUUGUUACCCACUAUCUGAUCCCUCAGCUGCGGAAGCAUCACCCCUGGCUGUGGAUCUCCCACCCUGUGCUUAAGAGUAAGGAGUACUCUCAGUUUGAACCAACAGAGGACGCUCAGCUAAUGUGGUUUGAGCGGCUUUAUGUUGGACUCCUGAGCUUUGAGAAGUACAUUGUGUACCCUGCCAUCGUUCUCAGUGCUCUGACCAAUGACGGCUUUGCCUUGAGCCACAGGAAAAAGCUGGGUAUACACUGUGAUGUCUUGUUGAUGACAGUUGCUGGGAUGAAGCUCCUUCGCACUUCCUUCUGCAAUCCCAGCUACCAGUUCCUUACACUCAUCUUCACCAUCAUCUUCUUCGAGUUCGACUACAGCAGUGCGUCCGAAACCUUCUUGCUGAACUUCUUCCUCAUGUCCAUAGUCUUCCACAAGCUCUGGGAUCUUCUCCACAAGCUGCACUUCAUCAUGGUGUAUAUAGCUCCCUGGCAGAUAGCAUGGGGGAGUGCAUUUCACGCCUUUGCUCAGCCCUUCGCUGUCCCACAUUCUGCCAUGCUGCUGCUGCAGACGUUGAUCACCACACUCUUCUACACGCCACUGAGCCCAUUCCUCGGCAGUGCCAUCUUCAUCACCUCCUACCCACGGCCCGUCAAGUUCUGGGAGAGGAACUAUAACACAAAACGCGUUGACAACUCCAACAGCAGACUUGUGUCCCAGGUUGACAAGGAGACUGGAUGUGACGACAACAACCUAAACUCCAUCUUCUACGAGUAUCUGACGCGUUCGCUGCAGCACUCUCUGUGUGGGGAUCUGAUGCUGGGCCGCUGGGGGAACUACAGCACGGGGGACUGCUUCAUCCUGGCCUCAGACUACCUCAACGCCCUCGUGCACAUCAUCGAGGUGGGCAACGGCCUCAUCACCUUCCAGCUGAGGGGGCUGGAGUUCAGGGGGACGUACUGUCAGCAGAGAGAGGUGGAGGCCAUCACUGAGGGGGUGGAGGAGGAUGAUGGUUGCUGCUGCUGUGAGCCGGGUCACUUGCCUCACCUGCUCUCCUGCAAUGCUGCUUUCAACCUGCGCUGGCUGGCAUGGGAGGUCACCACCACCAAGUACCUGCUGGAGGGCUACAGCAUCAGCGAGAACAACGCUGCUACCAUGCUGCAGGUCUACGACCUGCGCAAGCUGCUCAUCACUUACUACCUGAAGAGCAUCACCUACUAUCUGGUGAUCAACCCAAAGCUGCAGACGUGGCUUAAAGAGCAGGCCAUGCUGGAAGCCCUGCAGCCCUACAGUAAAUGGCACCACAUAGAGAGGGACCCAGCUGUGUUCAGCGUGAAGAUCGACGAGGAUUACGUUCACUGUCUGCAGGGCGUCACCAGAGCCAGCUACUGCAAUGUCUACCUAGAGUGGAUUCAAUACUGUGCCGGCAAAAUGGAAGAACCAGUGGACAGUGAUGAGGACUCUCCUCUGGUCACUCUGUGUUUUGCUCUCGCUGUGCUGGGCAGGCGUUCGCUUGGCACAGCAUCGCAUAACAUGUCCAACAGUUUGGAGUCUUUCCUCUUCGGCUUUAACACCUUGUUUAAAGGAGAUUUCCGCAUCGCGACUAAGGAUGAGUGGGUUUUUGCUGACAUGGAUAUGCUGCAGAAGGUUGUGGCACCUGCUGUCCGGAUGAGUCUGAAGCUUCAUCAGGACCACUUCACCAGCCUGGAGGAGACGGAGGAGCCGGCUGUGCUGUAUGAGGCUAUCAGCACGUACAGGAGCACUCUGGUGAUCUGUGAUGAGAGCGACCCCGCAUGGCGUAGAGCGGUACUGUCCAGCCGAGACACUCUGCUCACUCUGCGCCACAUGGUGGACGACGGGACGGACGAGUACAAAAUAAUCAUGCUCUACAAACGCUACCUCAGCUUUAAAGUCAUCAAGAUCAAUAAAGAGUGUGUGCGUGGGCUGUGGGCCGGACAGCAGCAGGAGCUGAUUUUCCUGCGAAAUCGCAACCCGGAGCGCGGCAGCAUCCAGAACUCCAAGCAGGCUCUGCGCAACAUGAUCAACUCCUCCUGCGAUCAGCCGCUGGGAUACCCCAUGUUCGUCUCUCCGCUUAUUACAUCCUACAUGGGCACACACCAACAGAUGAGGAACAUCUGGGGUGGACCCCUCAGCCUGCAGAGCAUCCGCACCUGGCUCUUCUCCAGGUGGCUCCGUGUCAGGAAGGACAAUCUGACCAGCUGUAACAGUGGAGUGAACAUGGAGGAUGUGGACUGUGGCGGAUCCUCCGUCAGUCAGAACCACAACUCCAUCACCUCUCAAAGUGCUAGUGUGCACCAGGGCCGGCCACGGAGCUCGCACGGCAGACACCACAGCUCCGGCCGGCGGGAGUACCGCAGUCGUUCAGUUCAGCCUCAAGGCCAGCGGCCCCCUGUCACCAGCCAUUCGGGGCCCAUCCUGGACAGCCAGCACGGCUCUGGUGCCGGGGGACCCGGGCUGAUGCAGCGUCUCUCCAACAGUCAGCUGUCCUUCAACACCUCCUCUAUCGCCUCAGUCUUCUCGCAGGUUCCCCGUCUGUCUACAGCGGGUCCUCUGCCUGCCGGUCAGCAGCGCUCCAGCCAGGCCUCGUCCUCUAGCUCCACGCUCAGCCUGCUGUUCGGCAAGCGCAGCUUCUCCAGCGGCCUGGUCAUCUCCGGCCUGUCUGCGGCUGAGGGGGGCAACACCAGCGACACGCAGUCCUCCAGCUCUGUUAACAUCGCCCUCGGCCCAUCUGCUCGCUCUGCAAGCCGAGCCACGCAGUGGACCUCAGAAGCCUACGAGAGUAUAGACGCCAGCUCUACAGUGGUAACAGCGCCCAAGGACAACACAGCGAAUGAUGAUAAACCCUCAGAGCAAAGCAUGGACAAGAGCCAGGAGGAGUCCACCUCAGCCUUUCACGAGGCACCAGAGCAGAAAACCAUCUGAUACAUCCUCCUGCUGCCUCACCAGACAUUCUUAAACCAAACCAAUACAGGUUUCCCACCGAACUGGGCAGAGAUCAUGAGAUAGAAAAGACUCAGGCUGUGGGCAAAAGCUUGUACUGCCAUACUGACUUUCUUUUGCCAUAAUCAGUUUAAUAUUAUUGGUUAGAUCAGUUUUAAGCGCUCACUGUUUUCAGAAACAUUUUCACUCAGAAUCUGCCUAUGCCUCAGACUAGUUCAGGUUCCCAGUGCAUUCUCACACAAACCCCGCAGACUAGAGGAAAGAGAAAUGAGAACACAUGCAGUCAGAGUAGCCAGAGCAGCACCUGCACUGGAGUAGAUAGAGGUCACUACAGACAGUUACCAGUAGACAGUAUGAGCUUUCGCCUCAGUGUGGUCAGUGAGCUCAGCAACGUGAAGGUCCAUCAGUAGUGAACUCCACAAACAGGCACUGAAGCCUCAUUGAAGCAUGUAGCCUUCUCUUGCAAAAAAAAGAAAAAAACUAAAUAUAUUUAGCAGGUUGUGGAUCUAUGACUGAAUAGUCAUUAUAAACUGAUGAAAAAUGUGAGUGACAAGGCACUGAAAUUUGCCAAAUAUGGAGAAACGUAAGAAUGAAGGUGUUUAAGGUAAGAGGACGGUUGGGAGUAUAGAUAUGGUAAGAAGCCCUGUUUGAGCUGGACCAGUUUUACCUAGGAGAGGGUUUCUAUAACGAAAGUCAUCACCAACAAGGUCCUUUAUUAAUUAAUUAAUUAAUUAAUUAAUUUAUUUAUUUAUUUAUUUAUUGGUGGGGGUUCAAUUAGACAUGAGAAGAAAAAUGAAGGGCCUGGCUGAGCUGAUAAAUUCAGCAGGGACUUGUUUCACUGGUCACUACAGUUUCAGUGUGCUUGGUCUUUAAAAGGUAUUUCAAUUUCGAUAUUUCUUUUUGGAUCGCAAAAACCUUUAAAAUUUUGUAAGAAAAACCUUUAGGAUUGCAAAAUUCUCCACAUUUCUUCUAAAUCGCAGAAAUAUUCUAAAUAUUAUUUUUUUUAAUUGGCAAAACUUCCAAUUUUUAUUAUCUCAAACACUUUCCAAAUUUUGAAAGUUUAAAUCACAUAUGUAGUUUUUUUGAAAACUUUCUGAACUGUAUAAACUUUCCAAAUUUCAUGCAAAAAAAAAAUCCAAAUGUUUUAAAUCGAAAUAAAUUUCCAAAUCUUGUUAAAACGUUUUGAAUUGCCGAAACUUUCCGAAUUUGGAAAGUUUGAAUCACAUGUUCAAUUUUGAAAACUUUCUAAAUUGCAGAAACGUUACAUAUUUUAAAAGUUUAAAUCACAAUUUCGUUUUUUUUAAACGUUCUGAAUUGCAGAAACUUUACAAAUGUUGUGCAAACUUCCUGAAUUUAAAAUGUUCAGGAAACUGUGAAAAUUGUAAAAGCUAAAAAAUGAAAUCAAAUUGUUAAAUGGUUCAAAUUUUGCAUCACCUGAACUGCAGUAAGAAUAUCUUUAGCCAUUAGAAUGCAACUGUUGUGAAUUUGAUCAAGGGAAGUUUAAUUUGCUGAUAAACUGAUGGUAGGGUUUGUGGGAAUGUGAGGAAGUUCCAGCGGUAAAACUAAUCCAGCUCUAAUAGCGCUUAAAGCUUCUUCUCUCUGAGUCGCAUAGAGGAGACAACCAAUGCAAAAAAUACAGUUUCUUACAAAAAACAAACACAAAAACAUCUAUUACAUCACAGUCAUUUCUCUGUGCAUUUUGCAAGGCCUGAUCAUCAUGGUCAUCUCACUGUCACUGUCUGGUGUUCAUUUGUGUGUCGUCACUGUCUGAUUGGUUUUUGAAGCAUGGACACAAAGACAUUCCUGGGAGCUGUGCAGUUUAACUGUGCAUGUACAGUGCUUCUCUUAGACCAAUAAACCAUUUCUAAUGUCUUCAGUAAGAGAGAGAGAGGACCUGGUGGCUCUUCCUGCUCUGUCCUUUAUAAUACCGGUAGAUGGAUGAACUGAAAGUGAUGUAAAGCUAAAGAUGUGAAUCACAGCAUCAGUAACAGCUACUGAUUUGUGAUUUCAUACAAAUCUGUCAGUAUAAAGCAUAUCUGCUUUAAUACUUUUACGCUUUCUCGCUAAUGUGCUUUAUUCUUUUCUGUUUAUCUAAAACCAUUUUUAUUUAGUUUAUUUAAUAGUUUUAUCCAAUAAUAUAACAGAUGUGUGGUUAAUGUGUGAAUGGUACCUCGCAAACAAACAUAAGACCUCAUUUGAAUAUACAGCUCUGGAAAUAAAUAAGAAACCACUUAAAAAUUAUGAG
Astyanax mexicanus (Mexican tetra) is the source of this 8687-nucleotide messenger RNA. RefSeq names its product pecanex 2 (gene pcnx2). NCBI's taxonomy places the organism in Eukaryota, Metazoa, Chordata, Actinopteri, Characiformes, Acestrorhamphidae. The coding region runs from base 314 to 6424 and encodes 2036 amino acids. The transcript is spliced from 34 exons. Gene Ontology annotation, cellular component: membrane. The record is from RefSeq and is a predicted model, not a curated record.